This is a messenger RNA of Arabis nemorensis, 429 nucleotides long. The record is from the annotation of a GenBank genome assembly. Lineage: Eukaryota; Viridiplantae; Streptophyta; Magnoliopsida; Brassicales; Brassicaceae.
AUGGACCGCACGACAAAUUUGGAAGAUAACCGCAAAGUUCUCGGAGAUGAACAUGGAUGGCGCCGAACAUUCCUAGAUACUACUCGUAAGUUUACCCUCCCUAGGGAUGAGAACCUCACUGCCAUAGAAGUUAACAUGAUAGAUGUUGUAACCGAAACCAUGAAAGCUUACUUCACAUCCAUGGAUGUUCACCUCGACGAUCUUGAAUUCGGAUCCCGAGCCCUAACCGACAAACCCGAAGCCCUGACGUUCCGUAGGUUCAAGACAAACAAGGGAAUGAUUGGGAUGUUAGGAAAGGAGGAAGAGUCAAGGAGGUACGAAAGCACAAGGGUUGUGUUGGGAAAGGAAGGUCACAAGAUUGUAGGCUUCUUUGGAAGAUCAUUCAAGCAUCUUGAACAGAUUGGCAUCUACGUCAAGGCAAUCAACUAG